This is a messenger RNA of Gongylonema pulchrum, 312 nucleotides long. The record is from the annotation of a GenBank genome assembly. Lineage: Eukaryota; Metazoa; Nematoda; Chromadorea; Rhabditida; Gongylonematidae.
AACUCAAGUUUGUUUUUGUUUGUGCUCGAUCCGGCCACCGUCAAUGCAACAUCGUUUUUGGAGAUUGCACAUUUCGCUGCCCGCAAAGCGCCCAAAUUGGUCGUUGUUUUCUUGGGGCAGUCCGAAUGGAAAGAACGUGCCCAUCCUGAAGACCUUCCUGAUCGACGACGCACAUGCGAUCUGCUCGAUGAUAUACUCACGAUGCAUGAAGUACCUGUGCUACAGUCGAUUCAGGUUUUGGCGACUAAUUCUCGCAAAACUGUUUCUCGCGUACGAGCAAUGGACAGUAUAGCGGUUGGCCUGGAAAGUUGA